AUGGCCAAUCCACUAAUCCGCGGGCUGAAACAUGCCGUCGUUUUCGUCUAUGGGUUAUUCACAUUGUUCUAUUUCGGGUAUGUAGCGGUCAUACAAGGGUAUUUUUUCAAGCAACCAGACGAGAAAGAGACUUUGGAGCUGCAGAUAGCUCGUGAUCGCUUUUGGAACCUCUCAAAGUCCUGGUCUGGCCUCUCUCAUCAAGUCGUCACCUUGCGAAACGGAUUCAAUUUCCACUAUGUCUCCAAUGACCUUCCGGAUGCCGUAGCGGGAUCCAAUAAUAAACCGCUGGUAAUCUUUAUCCAUGGCUUUCCAGAUAGCUGGGCCAUAUGGCGCAAUGUGUUAAGAUCCGCUUCUCUUCAGGAGGCAGCCACGAUGAUUGCGGUUGAUUUACCUGGUUACGGUGGUAGCGACAGCUUGGAUGAAUAUACAGCGACAAAUGUGCUGGAGAACUUGACUGGUUUUGUGCUAGCCGUCAGGUCCAAGUAUGGUGUGGACAGCGACAGCGAUGUCAAUCGAAAGAAAACGAUUAUCGUUGGACAUGACUGGGGUUGUGUUCUCUCUAUGCGACUCGCUUCCGAAGCACCUGAGUUAGCAGAUAGGUUCAUUUUGAGCAACGGGCCAAUGACUAGUCUUGUUGCUUCUAACAUUCUCCGACUGCUAUCCUCGUCCUUCAAGAUCCUGAAGACCUCAUUGCGAUCCCCAAUCCGGUCUCGGUCGGCAAUCAUCAAGGUACUCAAGUCUUUGAAGCCAGUAGCUCGACAAUUGGGCCUCUCAGGAUAUGUGUUUGCCAUGAAUUUGCCUAUGUCAUUCGUUCGGUACCUUGGCACAGGGGGGAAUUUCUCAUUUCUCAAAAUCGUUCACAAGGACUCUUAUGGAAAGAGAGAGUUUACUCCUCGGGACGCCGCAGAAUGCAUGGCAAGUACUCUGGGUCCAUCUUUUGAGGAACUCAAAACACAAACACCCAAUGGGCAAAAGUACCCGGAUUCAGUGUCCAAGGAACGCACUCUCUCCAACUUUCAGCACAUGGCCUCUUACUACCGGGACGGCCUAGCCGUAGAACGCUGGCAUAAAUCCGUUGAGACUAUUACCGACCUGCAUAAUAUUCAAAGCGAAAAAGAGCUCCGUCGGGCUAGCAGUGGAGCUGGACUGUUUGACGAUGGUCCCAAGGGGGUCAUGAAGGCCUGCUCGACCACUGUUUGGGGCAAGGCAGACAUUGCACUGGACCCGCAGCUGUGUUUGGCUGGUAUCUCAGAUUACCUUGUUCAGAACAGCCAGGUUGUUGAACUUCCCCGCUCUGGUCAUUUUACUCCGUUGGAAGAGGAGAGCUUUGUUGCCCUGGAGAAAACAGUCGAAUGGGCCGUUAGGGGCGAGAAAGAGGAUAUCGGGGCUGUCAUCCAGGCAUGCUAUCCUGGAGCUAUGGUGACCGUUCGGAAAUAA
This is a messenger RNA of Aspergillus tanneri, 1437 nucleotides long. Its product is annotated as alpha/beta fold hydrolase. Lineage: Eukaryota; Fungi; Ascomycota; Eurotiomycetes; Eurotiales; Aspergillaceae. The transcript has 3 exons. The coding region runs from base 1 to 1437 and encodes 478 amino acids. The record is from RefSeq and is a predicted model, not a curated record. Gene Ontology annotation, molecular function: hydrolase activity.